Closterium sp. Naga37s-1 is the source of this 1503-nucleotide messenger RNA. The record is from the annotation of a GenBank genome assembly. NCBI's taxonomy places the organism in Eukaryota, Viridiplantae, Streptophyta, Zygnematophyceae, Desmidiales, Closteriaceae.
AUGUCCUUCACACUGCAACCAGCCCUCCCACCCCCCCGUCCCCGCCACCUACCCCCCACAGUAGCAGCCGCGGGAGGGGAGAGGCAGGGCAGAGGGUGGUGCUCUGCUGGCGGGGUUCUCUGCUGGCGGGGUUCUCUGCUGGCGGGGUUCUCUGCUGGCGGGGUUCUCUGCUGGCGGGGUUCUCUGCUGGAGGGGUUCUCUGCUGGCGGGGUUCUCUGCUGGCGGGGUUCUCUGCUGGAGGGGUUCUCUGCUGGCGGGGUUCUCUGCUGGAGGGGUUCUCUGCUGGCGGGGUUCUCUGCUGGCGGGGUUCUCUGCUGGCGGGGUUCUCUGCUGGCGGGGUUCUCUGCUGGCGGGGUUCUCUGCUGGCGGGGUUCUCUGCUGGCGGGGUUCUCUGCUGGCGGGGUUCUCUGCUGGCGGGGUUCUCUGCUGGCGGGGUUCUCUGCUGGCGGGGUUCUCUGCUGGCGGGGUUCUCUGCUGGCGGGGUUCUCUGCUGGCGGGGUUCUCUGCUGGCGGGGUUCUCUGCUGGCGGGGUUCUCUGCUGGCGGGGUUCUCUGCUGGAGGGGUUCUCUGCUGGCGGGGUUCUCUGCUGGAGGGGUUCUCUGCUGGCGGGGUUCUCUGCUGGCGGGGUUCUCUGCUGGCGGGGUUCUCUGCUGGAGGGGUUCUCUGCUGGCGGGGUUCUCUGCUGGCGGGGUUCUCUGCUGGCGGGGUUCUCUGCUGGCGGGGUUCUCUGCUGGCGGGGUUCUCUGCUGGCGGGGUUCUCUGCUGGCGGGGUUCUCUGCUGGCGGGGUUCUCUGCUGGCGGGGUUCUCUGCUGGCGGGGUUCUCUGCUGGCGGGGUUCUCUGCUGGAGGGGUUCUCUGCUGGCGGGGUUCUCUGCUGGAGGGGUUCUCUGCUGGCGGGGUUCUCUGCUGGCGGGGUUCUCUGCUGGCGGGGUUCUCUGCUGGCGGGGUUCUCUGCUGGCGGGGUUCUCUGCUGGCGGGGUUCUCUGCUGGCGGGGUUCUCUGCUGGCGGGGUUCUCUGCUGGCGGGGUUCUCUGCUGGCGGGGUUCUCUGCUGGCUGGGUUCUCUGCUGGCGGGGUUCUCUGCUGGCGGGGUUCUCUGCUGGCGGGGUUCUCUGCUGGCGGGGUUCUCUGCUGGCGGGGUUCUCUGCUGGCGGGGUUCUCUGCUGGCGGGGUUCUCUGCUGGCGGGGUUCUCUGCUGGCGGGGUGCUCUGCUGGCGUCUGGUGCUGGUGCUGGCGUCUGGUGCUGGUGCCUGGUGCUGGCGGCUGGCGCUGCCGUCCCCCACGGGCCAACACACCACCAACUCCCCCUCCUUUUGGAAACGGAGCGGGAUCUGACGGCGAGGCAGGGACGAGGCGGGACGACGGGAUGGUCGCGGGGUGCGGGUUAGGACGGGAUACGGGGGAUCUGCGCGGACGGUUGGUGAGCUGGCUGGCGAUCCGCCGCCACGCCCUUCGCGUUUCCCUCUCUCUUCCCCACAGCGACCGUCGCUGCACACGCGAGUAG